Messenger RNA from Salvia miltiorrhiza (redroot sage), 513 nucleotides. RefSeq lists its product as uncharacterized. NCBI's taxonomy places the organism in Eukaryota, Viridiplantae, Streptophyta, Magnoliopsida, Lamiales, Lamiaceae. The coding region runs from base 106 to 450 and encodes 114 amino acids. The transcript has 2 exons. The record is from RefSeq and is a predicted model, not a curated record.
CACACCGGCGUCAUCUUCCUCUUCCACCAAAAACCCUCGUUCCCAAUUAAACACCGGCGUCUUCCUCCCCAUCCAUCGACAAUCGCCCACUCCAUAACCUUAAAGAUGCAAACAAGGUCGUCUUCUGCCCGAUUGAAUGACACAAAAAGGCAGACGCGUCGAAGUGGUGGACUGCCGAUGACGUCAAGCUCGAAAAAUCAGGGAAAGCAAGCUAUGGGACAGACUUCGACGAAGGUUGGGCUCAAGACUGAGAAGCAUGCGAGGGGAAAGAAAGUUGACAGUAUGAUGAGAAAGAAUGUCAGUGGAAAGAAUCUGAGAGGAAAUCAGGCAGACGGUCAUGCGAGGGAAAUAUCGUGGGACGAUAUGGAUCCCGAUUACGCCGAUUACAUACGACAGUUGCCGGAAUCUCGCGAGGACAGCGAAGUUGAUGACCCAAUCAAUGUUGAUUAAGAGAAAGAUGUAAGUAUUUUGAUGAGACUUGAUGUUGGACUUGUGCGCUGGGCACUUUUUUUU